UGUCUUUUCAAGGGAAGAGGGGAUUUGAGUGGCUGGCCAUCUCUGCUAACUCCAAGGCAGUCUCAAGACCAACAAAAAAACAAAAAAAAAUACAUCAUGAAGCUAACAUUUACCUUCCUGGUGAUCUUUGUGGCAUCUUGGCCCCUGGUCCUCUGCAACAUAGAAGAGUCAAUUUUGGAAGAAUCUUCUCUCCCUCCGGUUCUGGCUGUAGGAAGUCGCUCGCGUUUUGCAGCUCUGGAUGACGUUCGUCUCCUGGCCAACGGUUUACUGCAGCUCGGCCAUAGUCUCCGGGAUUUCGUCCACAAGACCAAAGGCCAGAUCAACGACAUCUUCCAGAAACUCAACAUUUUCGACCACACCUUCAACCAGCUUGCUGUGCUGACCAACGAGAUCAAGGAGGAAGAGGAGGAAUUGAAAAAAACUACAGUGGUGCUUAAGGCCAAAAAUGACGAGAUCAAGAGCCUGUCGCUGGAAAUCAACUCCAAGGUGGAUAGCAUCCUGCAAGAGCGAACCCAGCUCCAGAGUCAGGUGGGCGGGUUGGAGGAGAAAUUGAGUGGCCUGUCUCGGGGCCUUGUGCCUACCGAGCAGCUGGCUGAGAUUAACACUCUGAAGGACGUGAUCCAAGCCCAGGAGAAAAGCAUUGCUGAGCUGCUCAAGGCUGUGAGAGAACAGAGCGAACAACUCAACAGCCAGAGGAGCAAGAUCAAGACUAUGGAAGAGAGGCUCAACUACAACCCUUUUAUGCAAGAGAGCUUUGAGAAACCCUUCGACCCGGAGGCCGUCUCACCCAGCCUUGGUGGCUAUCUGACCAACACCUCCACCAGUGGCAACUUGAACAUGGCAGAUCUCCCAUCACACUGCAGUGAGCUGUUCGACAGGGGUGAGAGAGCUAGCGGUGUGUACGCAAUCAGGCCUAACCAAUCAGAGCCUUUCAUGGUUUACUGCGACAUGGAUCAAGAUGGGGGGGCCACAGUGAUCCAACUAAGAAAGGAUGGGUCUGUGAAUUUUGACCAGAACUGGGAGAAGUAUGAAAAUGGCUUCGGAGACUUUCAAGGAGAGUUCUGGCUGGGCCUGAAGAAGAUCCACUCCCUGGCUAGUCAAGGGGACUCUUUCCUGGACAUCCAAGUGGUGGACUGGAAACAGGGCAAGCGCUUCAUCCAGUACAACUUCUCUCUGGAAGGACCCGAGACCCACUACACCAUCCACCUCACACAGGUGUCCGGAGAUCUGCCCGAUGCAACGAGCAACCACACAGGCAUGAUGUUCUCCACUAAGGACCAGGACAAUGACAACCUUGAAGGCUCCCACUGCGCCGAUACUCACACAGGUGGCUGGUGGUUGGAUGCCUGUGGGGAGGCCAAUCUCAAUGGGAGAUACGUCCAAGUGAGAUCCAGGGGACGUUCAGAACGCAGGAGGGGAAUCCCCUGGAAGCCCACCCGAGUGGCCUCUUACUCCCUUCAAUCCACCCAGAUCUCCAUUCGCUCCUCCCCCACCACUGGCGCCACCCCCAACACAAGCGACACCUCGAACACUAGCUCCACCCCCAACACUAGCUCCACCCCUACAACCUCAGAGACAGAAAACUUCUCCUGAGAACUAAAACUAGAAACAUGAAUAUGGACAGAAAAAAGACAGUGACCACUGUGACGGGUUCAAGAUCGCAAGGCCUUGAGGAGAUACUGAAAAUGUAGUUGGGUUGACGGCACAGUGGGACAAAGUUGAUUACAUAGGACUCUGAACAUCUCUUUAUCUGUUUAUCUCUUAGAAACAGUUUGACAGGGCUCUCUUCUCUUCAGCAUUAAAGACUGGGACACAACAAAUCAAAUUAAUUGCAAAAAAAUGUUUUAUACUAAACACAUGGUCAGGAUUUAACUGACGGUGCUUAUGUUGUUACAUGAAUUGUAGGAGUGCAAAAUGGUCUUGUUUAAGGAACUGUAUUUCACACUAUAAAAAGGUGGUUGGUAUUCAUACCUGAGAUCUGCACACAAACCUAAUAAAUAUAGUAUGUGGGCAAAACAAAAAUGUGAGUUAAGAAUGCAGCUCAGACUGGUUUCUGUCAUGGAGCAGAUUUGGAUCGACAACAAGCAGGCAUCCACUUAUAAAAAACAAGUUAUCAUCGGGAUCUUAUCUCACAUUGACUCCCAGCGCAGCUGCACUGUAAAUACUGUUUUAUGUUUGUUUUGUUUUUUACAUUUUUACAAUCCUUGAAAAUUAAUAGACACUGCAUGGGUGGUUCUGGAAUCAUGACAGUUCAAAUAGAAAAAGAGAGGAGGAUGUUGGCCUCUUUAGGUAAACAAGAAGAAUGGCCUUCAGGGAGGUUAAUGCCACAUGGUGAGUGGCUCACAGAUUAGGCCUGCAGAACUACUGGUAACUCACUUCAGUUGUGGGGAUCUUGAGGGAUUUUCGUAAAACAGUAAUUUAACAACCUUUUUUUCAAAUGUAGUAUUCGUUUUGUAUCUCUUUAUGCAUACUGUAGAAGAGUUUCUGAAGCAGUGGUUCUUUAAUUUAUGGGGGUUGGGUACCCCUUUUGUCAAAGCAAGUUCAUCAUCAUCAUCAUCAUCUAGCCAAGGAUCUACUGCAGUACCUCGUUGGCGGUCCAUUCAGGGACAUAAAAAACAGACUGAAGUACCCAAACGGGACACUAGAUGUCAGAAUGGAUUAAAUAAAUCUGGAUUAAAUUCU
Esox lucius (northern pike) is the source of this 2682-nucleotide messenger RNA. Its product is annotated as angiopoietin-related protein 3. The transcript has 7 exons. Gene Ontology annotation, biological process: cholesterol homeostasis; phospholipid homeostasis; phospholipid catabolic process. The coding region runs from base 97 to 1593 and encodes 498 amino acids. The record is from RefSeq and is a predicted model, not a curated record. NCBI's taxonomy places the organism in Eukaryota, Metazoa, Chordata, Actinopteri, Esociformes, Esocidae.